Messenger RNA from Rhodotorula graminis WP1, 860 nucleotides. RefSeq lists its product as uncharacterized. The transcript is spliced from 7 exons. NCBI's taxonomy places the organism in Eukaryota, Fungi, Basidiomycota, Microbotryomycetes, Sporidiobolales, Sporidiobolaceae. Bases 45 to 779 code for a protein of 244 amino acids. Gene Ontology annotation, biological process: proteasome-mediated ubiquitin-dependent protein catabolic process. The record is from RefSeq and is a predicted model, not a curated record. Gene Ontology annotation, cellular component: proteasome core complex, alpha-subunit complex; nucleus; proteasome core complex.
CAGCCACCCGUACCAGCACACCCACCAGCAGCGCACACCCAGCCAUGUUCAGCAGCCGCUCCGAGUACGACCGAGGCGUCAACACCUUCUCGCCUGAAGGUCGCCUCUUCCAGGUCGAGUACGCCAUCGAGGCCAUCAAGCUCGGCUCAACGACGGUCGGCAUCCAGACCUCGGAGGGCGUCGUCCUCGCCGUCGAGAAGCGCACCCAGUCGCCCUUGCUCGAGUCCGACUCGGUCGAAAAGAUCAUGGAGAUUGACCGCCACAUUGCGUGCGCCAUGAGCGGCUUGACGGCAGACGCGAGGACCAUGGUCGAGCAUGCGCGCGUCACGGCCCAGAACCACUUCUUUACGUACGACGAGGAGAUCAAGGUCGAGUCGGUGACGCAGUCGGUGUCGGACCUCGCGCUGAGGUUCGGCGAGGGCGCGAACGAGGAGGAGGCGUCCAUGUCCCGGCCAUUCGGCGUCGCGCUCCUGAUCGCGGGCGUCGACCAGCACGGCCCGCAGCUGUACCACGCCGACCCCUCGGGCACGUUUAUGCGGUUCCAGGCGAAAGCGAUGGGUUCGGGCUCCGAGGGCGCCCAGUCCGAGCUGCAGGACUCGUACGACAAGAGCAUGUCGCUCGAGCAGGCAAAGGUGCUCGCGCUCAAGGUCCUCAAGCAGGUCAUGGAGGACCAGCUCGACGCCAACAAUGUCCAGCUCGCCCAGGUCGUGCCCGGGACUGGGUACACGCUCCUCAAGCCCGACCAGCUCAAGGAGGUGAUUGCGCAGAUCCAGGCGUGAGCGGGCGCGGCGCGGUCGCUGGGUCGUCGAGCGAGCGAGGUCGAGCAAGAGGCUGCAACUCGCAACUUUGUAGAAAUCUCU